AUGUUUUCAAAAUAUUUAUUGAUCUGUGGAAUUGUUUUACAAAUCGACUGUAGUUUUAGUGCACCGAUUGAUGGUGAUAGAACUACGAAUGAGCAAAGACAAAAACGUCAAGUCGAAAACUUUUAUUUUCCAUCGCUCCCAAAAUAUAAUUUCAAUGUACCUGAACAAUCGAGAUGGCCAUUUCCCCAACAGCCAAAGGGUAUGAAUGGUCUUCGUAUAAAUCCACAAUAUCAAUUCAAUGACAAUUUCAAAUUUGGACCUUAUGUCGAUUACAUUCCAAGGCAAGGAUUCAUGGGUGCUGGUGUCAACGCGAAAAUUAGAUGGAAACGAAGCAUCGAUGAAGAUGCUCAGCAAUCGGUAAACUAG
Molecule: messenger RNA, 366 nt
Organism: Rotaria sp. Silwood2
Lineage: Eukaryota; Metazoa; Rotifera; Eurotatoria; Philodinida; Philodinidae
Source: the annotation of a GenBank genome assembly